Messenger RNA from Pyricularia grisea, 960 nucleotides. RefSeq lists its product as uncharacterized. Gene Ontology annotation, biological process: cytosolic ribosome assembly; ribosome biogenesis. Bases 1 to 960 code for a protein of 319 amino acids. The transcript has a single exon. The record is from RefSeq and is a predicted model, not a curated record. NCBI's taxonomy places the organism in Eukaryota, Fungi, Ascomycota, Sordariomycetes, Magnaporthales, Pyriculariaceae.
AUGUCGCGACAAAUAAACCAACCCUCCAACCAGAUCAAGCUGACAAACGUCUCGCUGGUGCGGCUCAAGAAGGGCAAGAAGCGCUUCGAGAUUGCAUGCUACAAGAACAAGGUUCUCGAGUGGCGCUCCGGCAUCGAGACGGACCUGGACAACGUCCUGCAGAUCCCCAAUGUCUUUCUCAACGUCAGCAAGGGCCAGACGGCGCCCUCGGCCGACCUGGCCAAAGCCUUUGGCAAGGACGUCCCCGUCGCCGACGUCAUCCUCGAGAUACUAAACAAGGGAGACAUACAAGUCGGCGAGAAGGAGCGGGCGCAGCAGCUGGAGCGCGUCCACAACGAGGUCGUCGGCAUCGUGGCCAGCAAGCUCGUCGACCCGAGGACCAAGCGCGUCUACACUACCGGCAUGAUAGAAAAGGCCCUCGACAUGCUCAGCUCCCAGGCCCACACCCAACAGCAGCAGCAGCAGCAACAACAAAACAAGUCCGCAGCCGACGGCAAGACGGAGAGCAGUAGCGGCAGCGCCACUCCGACCACCGCUGCCGAGAACGGAGAGGCCACCGGCGGCAAAACCUCAAAACCCAUCUGGACUGGCGUCGUCACCACAAAGAACGCAAAGCUUCAGGCGCUAGAGGCCAUGAAGGCACUCAUAGCCCACCAGCCUAUCCCCGUCGCUCGCGCCAGAAUGCGGCUCAGGAUAGCCUGCCCCACGAGUGUACUCAAGCAGGCAGUCAAGGCUCCCAAGACUGAGGAUGGCGAGCAAAAGGCUCCUGGAACUGUCAAGGAUAAGAUAUUGGGCUACAUCGAGCAGGUGGAAAAUCAGGACGUGGUUGGAUCAGAAUGGGAAGUUACCGGCUUUGUAGAGCCUGGCGCGUUCAAGGCUGUAUCCGACUUCAUUGGGAACGAGACCAAGGGGCAGGGCCGCGUCGAGGUGUUGGAUAUGGCAGUUACGCACGAAGACUAA